Molecule: messenger RNA, 1047 nt
Organism: Closterium sp. Naga37s-1
Lineage: Eukaryota; Viridiplantae; Streptophyta; Zygnematophyceae; Desmidiales; Closteriaceae
Source: the annotation of a GenBank genome assembly
AUGCGUUCUUACUUUUCUGUGACGUCCCUCAGCCUUCACAUCGCGGUGCUCUCACCUCCCUUUCCACCACCUGCCAUCUGUGCCUCGAGACACGACACACAUCCUCUUUUACUCGGACACCUGACACCUGUUUUUUACCUCCCCUUCGCUCUCUCCCCUCCCCUUCCUUCUCUCCCCUUCCCCCUCUCCCCUUCCCUCUCUCCCUCCCCCCUCCCUCUCUCCCCUUCCCUCUCUCCCUCCCCCCUCCCUCUCUCCCCUUCCCUCUCUCCCUCCCUCGUCCCUCUCUCCCCUUCCCUCUCUCCCUCCCCCCCCCCCCUCUCUCCCCUUCCCUUUCUCCCUCCCCCCUCCCUCUCUCCCCUUCCCUCUCUCCUCCUCCCGCCCGCAGCUGUUCUCAGAGGGGAGGGGGAGUGGGAGGGGGAGGUGGGGAGGUUGAGUGCUGUGGUGGCGGCCAUGAGUGUGGAGAGCCCUUUCUUUCUCGCCUUCUUCUUUCCCAUCUCCCCUCCCUUCCCGUCCAUCACCCCUCCCCUCACCAUAGCGCAUCUCUCGCUUAGGCCAUACGCCUGCCCUCUCAUCCCACCUCCCCAUCUCCUCAUCCCACCUCCCCAUCUCCUCAUCCCCUCUUCCCUUCUCGAGUCUCCCCUCAUUUCCACCUCCUCAUCUCAUCUCCCCUUCAUGCCUCCCACCACCUCUCCUUGCCUUCCCAUCCCCCCCUUUUGCAUCCUUUCAAGAACCUUCCCCCCUUCCCUUCAUUCCCUGCCCAUCCUUCCCUCCCCUUACUCCCCUCCCCUUCCUCCCCAUCCCUGCCCUUCCCUCCAUGCCCUUCCCUUCUCUUCCGGACAUCCCGGUGCGUGCCCGUUCCCCCUUCAUCGCAAGCACUCCUUCCCCCACGCUAUCUCUCCUUCCCUCACGCUGUCUUUCCUUCACGGUCGCGUAACAUGCAUGAAUGCUUUGCUUUUCCUCCCUCCUAUCCUCUACAUCUCAUCUUCUUGUCUCACCUCUCACUCACCUCUCACCCUUUCCUCACUCUCCCCCUUCCUCCCCCCCUAG